Lathyrus oleraceus (garden pea) is the source of this 1010-nucleotide messenger RNA. Its product is annotated as ethylene-responsive transcription factor 4. Gene Ontology annotation, biological process: regulation of DNA-templated transcription. Gene Ontology annotation, molecular function: DNA-binding transcription factor activity; DNA binding. The record is from RefSeq and is a predicted model, not a curated record. The transcript has a single exon. The coding region runs from base 117 to 722 and encodes 201 amino acids. Lineage: Eukaryota; Viridiplantae; Streptophyta; Magnoliopsida; Fabales; Fabaceae.
CCCCCUUGUUUCCCUCAGACAAUGUCUCAGUUUCACAUUUCCAAAUAAACGCUUAGUCCUCCCACUUUUCUAUCUGUCUCCCAUUAAACAAAAAACCUUUUUCAACUUUCACACCAAUGGCUCCAAGAGACAACAGACUCACCGCACUUCCCGGACCCAACCCGACAACCCAAAAAGAGAUCCGUUUCAGAGGCGUUAGGAAGCGUCCCUGGGGUCGUUACGCCGCUGAGAUCCGUGACCCAGGCAAAAAAACACGUGUCUGGCUCGGAACAUUCGACACCGCAGAAGAAGCGGCGCGUGCUUAUGACACCGCAGCACGCGAGUUUCGCGGCGCGAAAGCGAAGACCAAUUUUCCUACACCUUCGGAAAUUAUGAACAUUAACAACACAACACGCAGCCCAAGUCAGAGUAGCACCCUUGAGUCAGCUUCACCGCCGCCGCUUGAUCUAUCUCUCACACCAUUCUCCGCCGCUGCCGGUGUUACCGUCGCGUUCCCCGUUGCGCGUCCUGUUUUGUUUUUCGACGCUUUUGCUCGCGCUGAUACCACCCUUAGCGUUGGUCGUCGCGAGAUAUGCGGCUUUGACCAUCCCAUGGGUAAUUUCCGACGCGCCGCCGUUCAGAGUGAUUCCGAUUCUUCUUCUGUUGUUGAUUACGAGCGUGUGCCACGUCAGAGACUCUUGGAUCUUGACCUUAACGUUCCUCCUCCACCUGAAGUUGCUUGAUCUGGCUCUGUUUUGAAGCCAAGAUUUGAAAUUUGAAAUUUUUUUAAGUACCCAUUUUGAUGAACGGAAUCACUCUCGAGAAACAUAUUUACCGGAGAGAGAAAGAAGAACGCAAAGUGUGUUGCUGACACGGUGCUCCGAUUUGUUGUUGAUGAUAACGAGCACGCUUUGUAAAUAUAACUGAAAAAUUCAACUUUUUUUUUUUUUGCAACUGAGAACUUAUUAGUAUCUCCUGGUUGUUUCUGCAAUUAAUUUUAAAUCGUGAAAUGAAAUUUUACUAGUUAAUUA